Messenger RNA from Ambispora gerdemannii, 240 nucleotides. NCBI's taxonomy places the organism in Eukaryota, Fungi, Glomeromycota, Glomeromycetes, Archaeosporales, Ambisporaceae. The record is from the annotation of a GenBank genome assembly.
AUGAUUUCCAAAUGCUCAAAAGAAUUAUCAUUCACCGCUCCAGGUAAAGGUGCGUUACCACGAAAGUGGAUGGGAUGCACUACCGCAAAGGUACAGGUGGAUACACUACCACAGAGUCAGAGAAUAAUCUUCGAAGAAGAAAAGCUAAAGAAACAACUCGCAAAACAUCUCUCAGCACUGAGUGUAAAUAGUACUAGCAUGAAAGAAGUGUGGAUAUACUAUCACAAGGUAAUUACCUAG